This is a messenger RNA of Impatiens glandulifera, 1516 nucleotides long. RefSeq names its product target of rapamycin complex subunit LST8-1. The transcript has 11 exons. Gene Ontology annotation, molecular function: protein binding. Gene Ontology annotation, cellular component: TORC2 complex; TORC1 complex. The record is from RefSeq and is a predicted model, not a curated record. NCBI's taxonomy places the organism in Eukaryota, Viridiplantae, Streptophyta, Magnoliopsida, Ericales, Balsaminaceae. Gene Ontology annotation, biological process: TOR signaling; regulation of actin cytoskeleton organization. Bases 250 to 1200 code for a protein of 316 amino acids.
GAUUUACAAGGAGGAGGUGGGAGAGAAGACAGCGACAACCUUCGUAUUCUAUGCUGUCGACCUUCGAACUCUAGUUAAUAGCGGCAAUAGACCGACCUACUGUUUCAGAUUAACUGCGCCUUCAACUUUGCCCACUUGACCCACUUGAUCGCGCCUCCGCCUUCGCCCUCAGUUGCUACCAGCCGAUCACCCUGCUCACCAAAUCUGUCAGUAUCCCCUGCAUCUGUUUCAGAUUUUUGACAAGCAAAGAUGACUCAGCCUUCAGUAAUCCUUGCAACAUCCAGUUAUGAUCAUACAAUUCGUUUUUGGGAAGCAAAAAGUGGGCGCUGUUAUCGUACUAUCCAAUAUCCUGAUUCUCAAGUAAACCGGCUUGAAAUAACCCCUGACAAGAGAUACAUAGCUGCUGCUUGUAAUCCCCACAUUCGGUUGUUUGAUGUUAAUUCAACCAGUCCUCAGGCGGUGAUGAGCUAUGAUUCACAUACUAGCAACGUUAUGGCAGUUGGGUUUCAGUGUGAGGGAAAGUGGAUGUAUUCAGGUUCUGAAGAUGGUACUGUAAAGAUAUGGGACUUAAGGGCUCCAGGUUGUCAAAGAGAAUAUGAAAGUCGGGCUGCUGUCAACACUGUUGUUUUACAUCCAAAUCAGACAGAACUUAUAUCAGGGGAUCAAAAUGGCAAUAUUCGUGUUUGGGACUUGACUGCAAAUUCUUGCAGCUGUGAGUUGGUUCCAGAGGUUGAUACAGCUGUUAGGUCUCUGACAGUGAUGUUUGAUGGAUCUUUGGUUGUUGCUGCAAAUAACCGUGGAACAUGUUACGUUUGGCGCCUGCUGCAAGGGACACAGACUAUGACCAACUUUGAGCCACUUCACAAACUACAGGCACAUGACGGAUACAUUUUAAAAUGUCUUCUCUCUCCUGAGUUUUCCGAGCCUAACAGGUAUCUCGCCACAGCCUCAUCGGAUCAUACAGUUAAGAUAUGGAAUGUGGAUGGCUUUACUUUAGAGAAAACUCUUGUAGGACAUACUCGCUGGGUAUGGGAUUGUGUCUUCUCUGUAGACGGUGCUUUCCUUAUAACAGCUUCUUCGGACACAACUGCUCGACUAUGGUCGAUGUCGACUGGUGAAGACAUAAGAGUGUAUCAGGGGCAUCAUAAAGCAGCUGUUUGCUGUGCCCUUCACGAUGGAGCCGAGCCAUCUUCAGGCUGAUUCAUUCAUUGAGUCAUUGAUUAUGGGAGGAUGGAAAAAAAAUUAUUGGCUUUUAUAUUCUCUACAAUGAUUGCUUCUUGGGACUUCCAACUUUAUCCUUCUGGUAGAUUGCAUCAUCUUUGGCUGUAAAUAUCUCUUCUGCUUUAGUGUUCGACAUAAAUUAGGGUUUCAGUUGUUUGGUUAUGCUGGAUUUCAUCGUACAUACAUGCCUUUGUUUUACGCUUUUGGAAGAGAAUUGGUUUAGUCAUCUGAUGUUCUAUAUUUGAAGAAUAUUGUUAAGACACAUGUUUAGACUUUUAUGCAUUUGUUUAGACAA